AUGCAGUCGCGAGGAGGUGUACCUCAAACAAUAGAAUUUGAAUAUGGUGCGAAAGGCCACUGGAUUGGAAACAAGAAUGCACGUAAUGUAUUAAUCUGGUACCACGUCUCAUUCAAUGUUCGUCCGCUGCGGUAUCCAACGCAGCUUAUUCAAUCCGUCGAAGGAUUACGAUACAUUCUAACAGAAACUAAUCGUACCCCGGCCAAUAUUCUGCUAGGUGGUGACUCUGCAGGCGGCAACCUGGCCGUCGGUGUUCUCUCACACCUGUCAUCACCUCAUGAAGCAAUAGCCAAACUAGACGUCCAGGAACCGCUAGCAGGGACUGUUCUUAUUGCACCCUGGACUUCCCUCGAAUACUGCUCCUUCAAGCUGGUUUAA
This is a messenger RNA of Aspergillus oryzae RIB40, 378 nucleotides long. Its product is annotated as alpha/beta hydrolase. The record is from RefSeq and is a predicted model, not a curated record. Lineage: Eukaryota; Fungi; Ascomycota; Eurotiomycetes; Eurotiales; Aspergillaceae. Bases 1 to 378 code for a protein of 125 amino acids. Gene Ontology annotation, molecular function: hydrolase activity. The transcript is spliced from 4 exons.